Juglans regia (Persian walnut) is the source of this 2432-nucleotide messenger RNA. Its product is annotated as mitochondrial inner membrane protein OXA1-like. Gene Ontology annotation, molecular function: membrane insertase activity. Gene Ontology annotation, cellular component: mitochondrial inner membrane. The record is from RefSeq and is a predicted model, not a curated record. Gene Ontology annotation, biological process: mitochondrial respiratory chain complex IV assembly; protein insertion into mitochondrial inner membrane from matrix. The coding region runs from base 265 to 1560 and encodes 431 amino acids. The transcript is spliced from 10 exons. Lineage: Eukaryota; Viridiplantae; Streptophyta; Magnoliopsida; Fagales; Juglandaceae.
AGACUGGCUCGUAAAGAAUGUGGCUGCCACUGGCUUCACGAGCGAGCUGUUAUGGCCUGAAGGAAGAAGAUGCGCUUGCUUGUUAAAGCCGCCUACAUAGAAGGCAACCUGACGAAUUGAACAUUUAAACCCUACACCGCCAUUGGUCUCCUCCAGUUCAGCUAUUCAUCAAUCUCUUGGACCAGGCUACCCGUCGGAGCCUCAGAGGCCGACCAGACUUUAUCCUCCUCUCUUUCUCCGGAGGUCACGUAAAGAAUAUCGUGAAUGGCUUAUAUGCGUAGUCUGUCCACAAGAGCAACCCUUUUUGCUCGAAGAUGCCAUCCAUCUUUUACUUAUGUUCUCCAUGAUGAUGAUCGAAAACAUUACACAAGUGUUGAAGAUUUGUCUCCCCAAAGAAUUGAUAAUUUUGUUCAGAGGAGGUCAUUCGGAAGUAGUAGCUUCAACAAGUUGGCUGGGUUUGUUCCCUUUCUCCCAGAUAGAGGAUGUUCCCAUGUUCUUCUUCCGUCGAGCUUCGGCCCCCCAUUUCACAGGUAUAUGUCAACGACUGUUGGUGAUGGGUCAGAAAAAAUUGAAAUAAUGAGUGAUGUUGCUGGUGUUUUGACGGAUACAACCGUAGAAGCAGUUGCUUCCCAGGCCUCUGCAGUGAAUGAAGUUGCCAUUGCUGCUGCUGAUUCUUUCUUGCCUGUUCAGGCUUUGCAAUACCUCAUAGAUGCUGUACAUUCUUUUACCGGCUUGAACUGGUGGGCUUCCAUAGCUUUAACAACUCUUUUGAUUCGAGGGGCAACACUUCCACUUUUGAUAAAUCAACUUAAAGCUACUGCAAAACUUACUCUCUUGAGGCCGCACUUGGAGGAAUUAAAGCAGCAGAUGCAGGAUAAGGGUAUGGAGCCAGCUGAAGGUCAACAACAAAUGCAGAAGCUUUUUAAGGAAUACGGUGUAAGCCCAUUUACUCCCUUGAAAGGAUUUUUUAUACAAGGCCCUGUCUUCAUCAGUUUUUUCCUCGCAAUUUCAAAUAUGGCAGAAAAGGUGCCAUCAUUCAAAGGUGGUGGAGCCUACUGGUUUGUUGAUCUCACCACUCCAGAUAGUUUGUACAUUUUGCCUCUUUUGACAGCAGUGACAUUCUUAGUAACUGUGGAGUGCAACAUGCAAGAGGGUAUGGAAGGAAAUCCUGUUGCUGGCACCAUGAAAAAUGUUUCAAGGGGCAUUGCCGUUCUUACAGUUCCAUUUACCAUGAGUUUUCCUAAGGCAAUAUUUUGUUACUGGGUUACGUCCAAUUUGUUUUCGCUUCUGUAUGGGCUUGCGCUUAAAAAUCCCGGCGUGAAGAAAUUCUUGGGUCUUCCUGAAAUGCCUGUGGCGCAGCCACCUACUGCCCCACAACCUGCCUUCUCUGCGUUUUCAGCACUGCAACGUCCUACAGUGGUCAAACAGGAAGCCACCCCAAUACCUCCUGAAUCAGUAAAGCGCCCAGACCAGAGAAUUUCUUCAUCAUCCCUUAUCAGUCAAAGGCUUAGAAGUUUAGAGAAACAAGUAAAAGGAAGAAAGAAAACCAAGAAGAGGUGAGGAAAAAAUUUCCAUUGUUAGAAUUUAUGCAACCAAGAUUAUAACUAAUGAGGUUUGAUUGCUUUUAAAACGAGUGUAAAAUUCAAUUUUUGUUGGGAUAAGGUUUAAUACCUGAGAGAGAGCACACUAUUAACAGUUUAUUUAAUAAACUAGAUUACAGCUGAGUGUUUGUAAUUUUCGCUAAAUCAGUUGAAAAUUUUGCUCAAUGAUCAAUGUUUUUGGGGGUGAAAAUAUCUGUUAACUUUACUGGGCUUCCCUUUCAGUUUUGUGUUUGUAGUCUUGAAUUGUUCUGUUGGUUUUGCCUUCGCUGAAACAUGAGUUGAACUCGACCCAAGGUAGAAGAAGACAAAGCUCCCGAGGUUGACUUGAGGAAACUCAUUGACCAUGUCGAACACAGACUAAAUAAAUUUGCUUUGUUUCUGCUCGCACCAAAAAGAGAACAAAAAUGAGAGAGGAUAAGAGUGAAAGAAGAAUCAGCUCCUCCGAGAAUUCAAUUGCCAUUUGUUAUUUUUCGGCCCGAGGAAAGGAUAAAAGUAUUUGGCAGUUGGAACUCAGCCAUGAGCAAGUGUGGUGGUUGGCUGGCAUUGCUCGAAACAGGCACUUUUGACUUUCGACACUGGGGAGAAAAUUUGGCUUAAGCGAAGUUUGUUCGAAUUGGUUUGAUCCGAACAAACUUCAACAUGAAACUCGAGGGAGAAAGUUUCUUUUUCAGGGGAGAAAAUUUUCUCACGGAUGAUGUCUCAGGGGAGAAAAUUUCUGUUUCCUUCGACAUGAAACAAACUGUUCGGAUUGUUUCGAUCUAAUUUGGCUCAAGCGAAGUUUGUUUAUUAAAUGAGUUGAUCUUACACUUAAAAAAUUAUUAUCACAGCUUG